AUGAAGACCUUAUUCUUAUUGGGCCUCAUCGCCCUCACCGCCGUCAGUGUCUACUGCGAGGAAGAGGAAAAGACCGAGAAGAAGGAGACCAAGUACGGAACCAUCAUCGGUAUCGAUCUCGGAACCACCUAUUCCUGUGUUGGAGUCUACAAGAACGGACGUGUUGAAAUCAUCGCUAACGACCAAGGAAACCGUAUCACCCCAUCGUACGUUGCCUUCUCUGGAGAGCAAGGAGACCGUCUUAUCGGAGAUGCCGCCAAGAACCAGCUCACCAUCAACCCAGAAAACACCAUCUUCGAUGCCAAACGUCUCAUCGGAAGAGAUUACAAUGACAAGACUGUUCAAGCCGAUAUCAAGCACUGGCCAUUCAAGGUUCUCGACAAGAGCAACAAGCCAUCCGUCGAAGUCAAGGUUGGAGCUGACAACAAGCAGUUCACCCCAGAAGAAGUCUCCGCUAUGGUUCUCGUCAAGAUGAAGGAGAUCGCCGAGUCCUACCUCGGAAAGGAAGUCAAGCACGCCGUCGUCACCGUCCCAGCUUACUUCAACGAUGCCCAGCGUCAAGCCACUAAAGAUGCCGGAACCAUCGCUGGAUUGAACGUCGUUCGUAUCAUUAACGAGCCAACCGCCGCCGCCAUCGCCUACGGACUUGACAAGAAGGACGGAGAACGCAACAUCCUCGUCUUCGAUCUUGGAGGUGGUACCUUCGAUGUGUCCAUGCUCACCAUUGACAACGGAGUCUUCGAGGUCUUGGCCACCAACGGAGACACUCACUUGGGAGGAGAAGAUUUCGAUCAACGUGUCAUGGAAUACUUCAUCAAGCUCUACAAGAAGAAGUCCGGAAAGGAUCUCCGCAAGGACAAGCGCGCUGUUCAGAAGCUCCGUCGUGAAGUCGAGAAGGCCAAGAGAGCUCUCUCCACCCAACACCAAACCAAGGUUGAGAUCGAGUCCCUCUUCGACGGAGAAGACUUCUCUGAAACCCUCACCCGUGCCAAGUUCGAGGAGCUUAACAUGGACCUCUUCCGCGCUACCCUCAAGCCAGUCCAGAAGGUUCUUGAAGACUCUGACCUUAAGAAGGAUGACGUUCACGAGAUUGUUCUUGUCGGAGGAUCUACCAGAAUUCCAAAGGUUCAACAACUCAUCAAGGAGUUCUUCAACGGAAAGGAGCCAUCCCGCGGAAUCAACCCUGAUGAGGCCGUCGCCUACGGAGCCGCCGUUCAAGGAGGAGUUAUCUCUGGAGAGGAAGACACUGGAGAGAUCGUUCUUCUCGACGUCAACCCACUUACCAUGGGUAUCGAGACUGUCGGAGGAGUCAUGACCAAGCUUAUCUCCCGUAACACCGUCAUCCCAACCAAGAAGUCUCAAGUCUUCUCCACCGCCGCCGACAACCAACCAACUGUCACCAUCCAGGUCUUCGAAGGAGAACGCCCAAUGACCAAGGACAACCAUCAGCUCGGAAAAUUCGAUCUUACCGGAAUCCCACCAGCACCACGUGGAGUCCCACAAAUCGAGGUUACCUUUGAGAUUGACGUCAACGGAAUCCUUCACGUUACCGCUGAGGAUAAGGGAACAGGAAACAAGAACAAGAUCACUAUCACCAACGACCAAAACAGACUCAGCCCUGAAGACAUCGAGCGUAUGAUCAACGACGCCGAGAAGUUCGCUGAGGAUGACAAGAAGGUCAAGGAGAAAGCUGAGGCUCGCAACGAGCUUGAGUCUUACGCCUACAGUCUUAAGAACCAGAUUGGAGACAAAGAAAAGCUCGGAGGAAAGCUUGAUGAGGAUGACAAGAAGACCAUUGAGGAGGCCGUCGAUGAGGCUAUCUCUUGGCUCGGAUCCAACGCUGAUGCUUCUGCUGAAGAGCUCAAGGAGCAGAAAAAGGAGCUCGAGGGCAAGGUUCAACCAAUUGUUUCCAAGCUUUACAAGGAUGGAGGAGCCGGAGGAGAAGAGGCUCCAGAGGAGGGAUCCGACGACAAGGACGAGCUCUAA
Molecule: messenger RNA, 1986 nt
Organism: Caenorhabditis briggsae
Lineage: Eukaryota; Metazoa; Nematoda; Chromadorea; Rhabditida; Rhabditidae
Gene: Cbr-hsp-3
Product: Protein CBR-HSP-3
Exons: 4
Coding region: 1-1986 (661 amino acids)
Biological process (GO): protein refolding; cellular response to unfolded protein; endoplasmic reticulum unfolded protein response
Cellular component (GO): endoplasmic reticulum lumen; nucleus; cytoplasm
Molecular function (GO): heat shock protein binding; ATP hydrolysis activity; ATP-dependent protein folding chaperone
Source: RefSeq, a predicted model, not a curated record